Messenger RNA from Nomia melanderi (Alkali bee), 3153 nucleotides. RefSeq names its product proton channel OtopLc. Gene Ontology annotation, biological process: proton transmembrane transport. Lineage: Eukaryota; Metazoa; Arthropoda; Insecta; Hymenoptera; Halictidae. The record is from RefSeq and is a predicted model, not a curated record. Gene Ontology annotation, molecular function: proton channel activity. Gene Ontology annotation, cellular component: membrane.
AUGGUGGCCGAACUGUCGGGCAUUCCCGCCGGCAACGCGGAGCGAAAAACAGCGACGGUGGGCCCCGCGAAGCUACGAUCCGCCGCGAAGCCUAGGACCAGGCCCAAAUGGAUCCAGACAGCGACCCGCGAGCCGAUCUACAGCGUUCUGGACAGUGACGAGGCAGCCGCGGUUAGUUUGCCAGCUGGUAGCAAACGGAACGUAGUGGUGAUCAGCGCCGUGAAGAGUGACAAAUCGCGGCUGAACGAUCGGCCGUCGAACAGAGGGAGAUCGGAGAAGUCGGCGAACGCGUCGGUCGACGCGGAAGAUGAGGACCCGUUGUACAGCGUGGUGAGGAAGCCGAAGAGGGUCCAGUUGCCGGAAACGGGACCGACCAGCCGGAAGCUGCAGCCGAUAGAGGAGCGGUCUACGGAGGAGAAGGAGAUUCAGCGGGAGAUCCGAUCCCGGCAAGAAGAGCUGAAGAGGUGGCUGCAGGUGGCGUCGAAGCAGCUUCCGGAACCGAGGCGUCUAUUCGACCUGGGCGAGAUGUACUCGAGUCACUUCGCCGAGGCUGAUCAGCCGCAAGCCGAUUGGAAGAGGCCUGUCUCCGUGCCCCGCGGCGUCGUCGGCCUGGUGGGUCCUUAUCGCGUCUACCAGAACCCGAACGAGAGGAGGGAGUACAUGCUGCAGGAAGAGGAGCUGGUCGAGGAAGUGGUCGACUCCGUCAGCGAGGUCGCGGCGCGCGAAAAUCAUCUCGGCGAGCAACAUCGUCGAGCCAAGUGGCGGAUAAGGGAGGACGACGAGGACACUCUGGUGCCCGACAUCAGGGACAUCCCCGGCCUCGAGGAGUUCACCGUGGAGACGGAGAAAGAGCAGUCCGAGUGGAAGAAGAUCGACGAUCAGGCUACCGUCGAGUAUGGCCACAGCGACGCUGCGUCCAAGCUGAAGGACGACCUUCAGGGUAGCGGCGUCCUGUCGGGGAACGAAGAGCGGGCCGUGGAUGUUCCCGACGAGGUUUCCACUGUUUCCACGAGAUCGCUGAAGGAGAAGGCCGGCAAUGAGCAGCAGGACAAGGACAGCCUGAACGAGACCGGAAGCACCACGGGUGGCACCGUGGAGGGUGCACCCGGCGGCACCCCUGGCCGGGGUGAGAGGAACACGGAGUCGGAAACCGCGGCUGCGGGGACGACGAGAUCCUCCGAGCCGUCUAGAUCCUUCGUCAGCAAGCUCUUGUCCAAGGCACGCUCGCAGAGCGAUUUGCUGGAUCAUUCGGAACCCUUUUCCCAAUUAUGGGUCGUCCUCUCGAACGUCUACGGCCAGCUGGUCGUAGUCCUAAUGAUCGCACUUUGCCUGGCGGAAGUGAUGGACACGCCGGUGCCGCUGCUCAGUUUGCAAGGUGUGUUCAUGAUGUACCUCUACGUGGGGAGCAUCGCGGUGAUCAUCAGCAUCUAUAUAUGGGUGUUGGUGGACAGUUGCGGCAGCCUUGGCAGCGGAGGCAGCGGCGUGGACGACGCGGAACUCGGUGGCGCGUCUCUGACCAGGUUCGGAUCAUUGAAACGAGCGCACAUCUCGCGAUCCAGGACAGCGCCGACGAGUUUCUACAUUAGGGUCGGAGCACUGCUGUUCGGGCUGGCGACCCUGGUGUUCAACGGACUGGAGAUGGCGAUGCACUCGAUGAUGCAGGGCGCGGAGUGUCUCAGCGACGUCGUCUUCGUGCAUCCGGUUGUCCACGGGCUGUUCACGUUCCUGCAGAUGCACUUCCUCUUCGUCAACUCGCAGGUUCUAGUGGAGAGAUUCGGCUUAGCAGCGAGAUUCGGCUUCAUCCACCUGGCAGCCACCAAUAUCGCGGUGUGGACGCGACUGGUGAUCUGGGACUCGGCCCAAGAGUGGACCUACUUCGUCCACCUUGCGCAACGAGGACUGCAGAACCCGGCGUCCCCGCUGAAUCUUCGCGGCUUCCCGGAGUCUCUGAUAAGACACCCCAGAGACUUGAUAGAUCAUUCCCCUUCGUCGGAGAAAGACACCUUUCACCCCUACCAGCCGAUCUCGAACGAGCAGAUCUCCCAGGUGAUCGCUCUGCAGGAGUGCCUGAACACGAACACUCUGGGCCAGCUGUGGACGUCCAGCAUGCCGUUCCUUUAUCCGUUCAUCGUGCAGUUCAGCCUGAUCGCAGCUGCAGUAACGUUCGUGAUGGGCCAGAACGUGGGUCGGAGCCGUUUGUCCCACAAGCAGAAGUUCCACAGCAGCAAGGACCUGACCAGCCACACGAAAGUAGGCUGCGACGGAAGCAGCAAGGGUCUGUUCCUGGGGAUCCUGUGCAUGGUGGCCGGGAUAGUGGUGAUCCUGAUAUUCCUGGUGGUCAGGGAGGACGAGCACUUCCCGUCCAGCACGUUGUCCUGGUUGACUUGCGGGACCUUGAUCAGCAUCCUGACGCUGAGCACUCUGAUGACGGGCAGCGGACUGGUCCAGGUCCGGCAGAUGUCCGUCGUGACCCGAGCGCCGGCUCCGUUGGACAGCUUGCUGUCGAACGUGGCUCUGUUCGGUGUCCAGUUGUACUCGGUGUUCACGAUCGUGGUGACGUCGUGCUCCCUGGCGAUCCUGGACAGCGAGUCGGAGGAGACCCGCGGGAGACACGUGAUGCUGCUGAUAGCCUCCGCGCUGCAGAUGGUCCAGUGCUUUGCGCAGAGCACCCUGAUCGCGGAAGCGUCGAAGAGGUCGUGCAUCACGCGCUUCCAGAUCCUCGGGAAGCCGGCCCGCCAGGUGAUCACGUUCCUGCUGUUCAGCAAUUCCGUGCUGUGGGCGUUCGACACGGUGAUCACGCAGAACUGGAUCUCGCAGGAGUUGCAGCUGAGAUUCUUCGGGGUGCUCGCGUGGGGCGUCCUCUCCAGGAUCGGCCUGCCUCUGCUGAUCUUCUACCGGUUUCACAGCUGCGUGCUGCUGCUCGAGGCCUGGAACAAGUGCUAUAGAAUGCCGCGGGGGGAUCACCCGCUCAACUGACGGCACAGAACGUCGCACUCUUGUUCCUCUAGACUGCAGCCGAGAUCGCGCCGCUCUCACCGUCGCAGGAAGGUGACGAUCAACGUGCAGGACGACGAAUGGUCCCCGACCGCCCAGAGAGUCCCGAAGACGUUCCGUCCAGGGCCGACGACCGUCGACUCGAUGCAGCUCGUCCCG